AUGGAUUUUGAUGAUGAUGCCCCUCCAGAGCUGGUUGACGUUGCGGGGCUGGUAGAGGAAGAAGAACUGAUUGUGAAAGUCCCAAUCACAAUUGUCACUGCACAGCAUGGCAAGAAAAUUGCAGUGAUAAUGAAUGAGUUUGGCGAUUCGUUGGACAUUGAAAAAUCACUUACUGUCAACAAAGGCGACGAAAAAGUGGAAGAGUGGCUCGAAGUUGGCAACGGCUGUAUCUGCUGCUCAGUCAAAGAUACUGGCGUGAAUGCCAUCGAGUCUCUUAUGGCGAAGAAGGGUGCAUUUGACUACAUCUUGCUAGAAACAACUGGGCUGGCUGACCCUGGCAACCUUGCGCCUCUGUUUUGGGUCGACGAAGGCCUCGGAAGCACUAUCUAUCUUGACGGAAUUGUAACACUUGUGGAUGCUAAAAACAUUUUGAGAAGCCUCGAGGACGCCAGUGGCAAAGUUGAAGGCCAAGAUCAUGACGGGCAUGGCCCUGUCAUGACCACGGCGCAUGUCCAGAUCUCUCAUGCAGAUGUUAUCGUCAUCAACAAGGCGGAUCUUGCCACUGCACAAGAGCUUCAAAACGUCAAGGAUAGAAUACAAUCUAUCAACGGGUUGGCUAAAAUCCAUGUCACGGAAAAGAGCGUCGUACCGAAGCUCGACGGGUUUCUGCUUGACCUGCAUGCUUACGACCAAUUCCACGAGCCAGAACCAAAAACGAAGGCGCACAGCCACCUGGAUCCCAACUUAUCAACGAUUACGAUUCCCGUGGAGACGUUAAAACCUGCCCAGCUGGAACAAGUUGACAAGUGGCUGCGGCAGGUUCUCUGGGAAAACGAGCUCCCGGGUUACGAAGGGAGUUUGAAAUUCGAGAUUCAUCGCUCUAAAGGACGGCUUCUGUUCAAAAAUGGCGAUGUCAAGAUGCUGCAAGGGGUACGGGAAAUUUUUGAGUUGAUUGAUGCCCCAGCUGGUGAUGAGCCCAGUCCCACUUCUGGAAAGAUUAUCUUUAUUGGUCGGCACGUGGCUGGGGUACAUUUUGAGCAGAGCUUCAGGCAAUUUGUCCAUUAA
Cordyceps fumosorosea ARSEF 2679 is the source of this 1065-nucleotide messenger RNA. Its product is annotated as CobW domain-containing protein. The transcript has 6 exons. Lineage: Eukaryota; Fungi; Ascomycota; Sordariomycetes; Hypocreales; Cordycipitaceae. The coding region runs from base 1 to 1065 and encodes 354 amino acids. Gene Ontology annotation, cellular component: cytoplasm. The record is from RefSeq and is a predicted model, not a curated record.